AUGUCUGCUGAGGUGCUUGCGGAAGAGUUCGAGGUCCUCGAAUCGAUCUACCCUGCCGAACUCACAAAAUUGUCGGAAAGGGAAAUACAAAUAGACGUCGAACCAGAUGAUCCGGUAGACGGGAUCGAGGAACUUUCCUUGACGUUCAGUGUCGAGUACCCAGACGAGUACCCCGACACUCUGCCAAAACUGUCUUUGGAGGUGCAGCAGGGCGAGCUCGACGAUGCAGAGAUCAGUCAACUUCUUGACGAACUUCAGAAAGUGGGCGAGGAGAACCUCGGAAUGGCCAUGACAUUCACGCUGGUCACGCACUUACGGGAGCGAUUAUCCGCAUUACAGCGCGAACGGCUGGAACGGAUACGAAAAGAGGAAGCGGAGAAAGAACGACGCGCGCUCGAGGCGGAAGAGGCGAAGACACGAGGCACUCCAGUCACCGCCGAGUCGUUCAAGGCUUGGAAGGCCAAGUUCGACAAGGAGAUGGCGGUAAAGCGUGCCCGAGAAGAGGAAGAAAAGCUCAAGGGUCUCUCACCGAAAGAGCGGGAAGAGUACAAGAAGUCUCAAACACGUUUCACUGGGCGCCAGCUGUUCGAACGCGAUAGGAACCUCGGAACGCUGGAUGAAGGCCUCGCCGAGGAGGACGCUGUCUCGGUCGACAUCAGUCAAUACGACCGUAAUGCGAUCGAGGAAGAGGAGAACGAGGAAGACCGUGUCACCUUCAGCGAUAGCGAUUGA
Messenger RNA from Dichomitus squalens LYAD-421 SS1, 732 nucleotides. RefSeq names its product RWD-domain-containing protein. Gene Ontology annotation, molecular function: protein binding. The coding region runs from base 1 to 732 and encodes 243 amino acids. The transcript is spliced from 7 exons. The record is from RefSeq and is a predicted model, not a curated record. Lineage: Eukaryota; Fungi; Basidiomycota; Agaricomycetes; Polyporales; Polyporaceae. Gene Ontology annotation, biological process: cytoplasmic translation.